AUGCCCAAAGCAGCCUCCGAUGCCACUACGCGCACUCCUAGCUCUCUCUCCCUCCUGUUUGCUCCUCACAGAACGCCGACAAGCGCCUUGGAAGGCCCAACUUAUGACGGAAGUGACCGUGGCACCUUCCCGUGCACCCGGCUAUCCUCGGAUUGUCGCUCCAGGAAGACGCGAGGUUUCAAGCUUCAUAUCUCAAUCGACGCUUCGAAAAGGAGGAGCCACUCCAAGCCCAAGGCCAGUGGCACCAGUAGACCCGCUAUCUCUCCCUUACGCAUAGUGCAGAGUGGUACUAGUCCGAUUGUGGAAAAGCCCAAGACCCCUGCCCACCGUCCUCCGCAGCUACACGCUGCUUCGAGCUAUAGCUUCACCUGCGGCGUACCAACUCCCGAUUCCGAAGUUGGAUUUUCCAGCCAGGUGAUCGCAAGAACCGGGUGUACUCCUGCCCACAUCCAUUCCUCAAGUUGCGAGGAUUCCGUGGAACAUCGAGUCCAAACCGCUCUUCAUCGCCUGGAGGUCCUGACAUCGCGCUAUAGGAACUCGGUCUCAGAGCUAGAGUCGGACAUUGCGCUUCUCAGGGACGAGAUCGCCAGCAUCGAUGAGUCCUUUCGCAAGGAAAAGGAGUUAGUGGACGCGUUGCCAGAUGAAGAAUUCGCAAAGCAAUACGGACUGGGGGUUACUCGACAAGAAUGGUUGUUUACUGCAGGAGGGCACGGACAGGGUGGAUUUUUCAACUUUUAA
Coprinopsis cinerea okayama7#130 is the source of this 738-nucleotide messenger RNA. RefSeq lists its product as hypothetical. The record is from RefSeq and is a predicted model, not a curated record. The transcript is spliced from 2 exons. Bases 1 to 738 code for a protein of 245 amino acids. NCBI's taxonomy places the organism in Eukaryota, Fungi, Basidiomycota, Agaricomycetes, Agaricales, Psathyrellaceae.